AUGGGCUUCUGGCAAUGGGCCCAGUUCGUCGGCACGCUUCUAACCGUCGUCUGGUCAGCCAAGCAGACCGCCGGCUACUUCUCCAUGUCGUUCGACGAGGUCAUCGCCGAUCUCAAGGGAGCGCCGUUACCGUUGAACGAGGCCGGCGUCGCAUACUGGAAGAGCAUGCUCACGCCCUACUACGGUGAAAAGAAGGCGCAAAUUCGCGCGCACCUCGCGAUCACGCUCUUCCUCUCGGUCGCGCUCUGUGUGCAGUUCCUGAAGGUGGUGCGCCAGAAGGCGAUCACGGCCCACCGCGUCCUUGGCCGGAUCACGAUCCUCGUCGCCUUGGCCGCUACGCCCGGCUUUGCCAUGCUGAUCGCAGGAAUGACGGAGAAGCCGAUCGCCCAGUAUGCCGAGUACCCGGCCGUCCUCGGAAUCCCUUACUUUGGCAUCCAGGGCGUGCUGCAGGCGCGCAACAAGCAGAUUGCCGACCACAAAGCAUCGAUGAUCAUGUUCGCGUCGUGCUUCUUCUUCUUUGGAGUGCAGCGGCUCGUCUUGAUGGCCAUGGGCCCGCUGCACUCCGGCCCCUGGGCCAGGUACACGCCGCUGGGCCCGUGGAAGGAGUGGAGUGAGAGGGAGUACGACCUCUUUUUCAACCUGAGCAUAGCCGUUGCAUUCCAGAUCACCUUUGGCUGCGCGAUGUACAAGGCAUACAUCGUGCCGGCACAGGCCUUGGCGGCGGCCGCCAAGACCAAGUAGGCGGGCGAUGCUCGCACGGGCCGAGCUCUCGCCAAGCCCUUGGUCGAAGGGCCGGCCAGGGAGCACCACGGUGCAUACCGGCACAGCGGCACGCGCCUGGGUUGCAAGUAUGGAUGGCCCGCCAGGUCCAGCUUGCGAGAUUCGUGCUUGAAUUCGUUUCUCGUCUGCUUUGUGUGUGUGCGCCGCGCGCGUGCGUGUAAACUGUUUGUGUUGUGUGCGAGUGGAUCGUGCGACGUGCGUGUGUGCCGCCUCGAGGCGCAGAGGCCUUUCUCGUCGGUCGUCGCAGUCUAAAG
Emiliania huxleyi CCMP1516 is the source of this 1034-nucleotide messenger RNA. RefSeq lists its product as hypothetical. Lineage: Eukaryota; Haptophyta; Isochrysidales; Noelaerhabdaceae. The record is from RefSeq and is a predicted model, not a curated record. Bases 1 to 741 code for a protein of 246 amino acids. The transcript has a single exon.